This is a messenger RNA of Mucor velutinosus, 1137 nucleotides long. RefSeq lists its product as uncharacterized. NCBI's taxonomy places the organism in Eukaryota, Fungi, Mucoromycota, Mucoromycetes, Mucorales, Mucoraceae. Bases 1 to 1137 code for a protein of 378 amino acids. Gene Ontology annotation, molecular function: calcium:proton antiporter activity. Gene Ontology annotation, biological process: calcium ion transmembrane transport; intracellular calcium ion homeostasis. The transcript has 11 exons. The record is from RefSeq and is a predicted model, not a curated record. Gene Ontology annotation, cellular component: fungal-type vacuole membrane.
AUGAGCAACGAAAACGAACCUUUGUUGGGACAACCUGACGUCCAUCAAGAGCCUACAUUUUGGUCCUCCUUCAAGGUCACAGUCUUUUCGUCGUAUAUCAAUUACUUUUUGAUCUUUGUACCCAUCGCCAUCGUGUUUUCCGUUCUGGAAGCAUCUCCUACUGUUGUCUUUACGCUCAAUUUUAUUGCCAUCAUUCCCUUAGCAAAAUUGCUUGGGUUCGCUACGGAAGAGAUUGCUCUUCGAUCUGGUUCUACUAUCGGUGCCUUAUUAAAUGCUACGUUUGGUAAUGCCGUUGAAUUAAUCUUGGGUGUCAUUGCAUUGAAAGAGGGGUUGAUCCGUGUAGUCCAAGCCUCUGUCUUGGGUUCCAUCUUGUCGAAUCUUCUACUCGUGCUCGGUUUUUGUUUCUUUUUGGGAGGUAUCAAUCGAACUGAGCAAAAGUUCAAUGUUACAGCUGCUCAAACAUCCUGCUCCCUUUUGGCUGUAACUACAUUGUCUCUUCUGGUUCCUGCUGCAUUUUCUGCUUCUACACCUGAGGAAGACACUGUUGAAAGUAUUCUCGAACUGAGUCAUGGUGUUUCCAUUGUUCUGUUGAUUGUGUAUAUCCUCUAUUUGCUCUUCCAGCUCAAGACACAUACUUUCUUGUAUGAGGACGAAGAGGAUGAAACAGAGGUGCCUUCCACUACACUGCCCUUCUCUGUCGGAUCACUCUUGAUUGUCGCAUGUGUUGUAUCCGUCCAUGCAGAGUACCUUGUUGGAGCUAUCGAAGGUGUAGUUGAAAAGUGGGGCAUCAAUGAAACAUUUGUGGGUCUCAUUCUUUUGCCCAUCGUUGGAAAUGCUGCUGAACAUGUCAGUGCUGUCACAUUUGCCAUGAAGGACAAGAUGAACCUGUGUAUUGGCAUUGCCAUCUCGUCCUCGCUUCAAAUUGGCUUGUUGGUUACACCUGUAUUAGUGUUGGCUGGCUGGGCCAUCAAUCAACCUAUGACCCUGUUCUUUGAAGACUUUGAAACUGUCAUUUUAUUUGCAAGUGUGCUCAUUGUGAACUACUUGAUCCAGGAUGGUCGAUCGAACUGGUUGGAGGGUAUCCUUUUAUUGUCAUCCUAUGUGAUUAUUGCCAUGGCGUUCUAUUUAUACCCUUAA